AGGACGUUCUUCUGUUAUUGUUACUCUAGUUAUUGAAGAUAAGGGUUUGUGGUGAGAAAAUUGUAGAAGAAAACAAUGGGAUCAACAUCGAAGAAGAUAAAGUUGAGGACCUCCGACGGGGAGAUUUUAAAGGUGGAGGAAGCGGUUGCACUCCAGUCUCCGACGAUUAAAAACUUGUACGAAAAUAGUUGCCCCGGCAGAGUCAUCCCUGUCCCUGGCGUCACCGGAAACAUCUUAUCCAAGGUUCUCGACUACGGCAAGAAGCACGUAGAUGCCGCCACUGGUAAGGAAAACAUCUCCGCUGACGAACUCAAGGCAUGGGAUGAUGAUUUUGUCAAGGUUGAUCAAAAAACCCUCUUCGACCUCAUUCUGGCGGCCCGCUCUUUGAAUAUAGAGUGCUUGUUGGACUUGACAUGCCGAACUGUUGCCAACAUGAUAAAGGGGAAGACAGUCGAGGAGAUUCGCACUACCUUCAACAUCAAGAACGAUUUAGACCCCUGAGGAAGAAGAGGUGGUUAGGAGGGCGACAUGCUUGGGCUAUGAAGCAUUACCAGUGAUAGGUUCUCAAGUUUGGAAAAGUUACAACACUGCC
Messenger RNA from Gossypium raimondii (Peruvian cotton), 592 nucleotides. Its product is annotated as SKP1-like protein 1A. Lineage: Eukaryota; Viridiplantae; Streptophyta; Magnoliopsida; Malvales; Malvaceae. The coding region runs from base 76 to 501 and encodes 141 amino acids. Gene Ontology annotation, molecular function: cullin family protein binding. Gene Ontology annotation, cellular component: cytoplasm; nucleus. The record is from RefSeq and is a predicted model, not a curated record. The transcript has 2 exons. Gene Ontology annotation, biological process: SCF-dependent proteasomal ubiquitin-dependent protein catabolic process.